Molecule: messenger RNA, 15722 nt
Organism: Bacillus rossius redtenbacheri
Lineage: Eukaryota; Metazoa; Arthropoda; Insecta; Phasmatodea; Bacillidae
Product: dystrophin, isoforms A/C/F/G/H-like
Exons: 73
Coding region: 168-12728 (4186 amino acids)
Biological process (GO): synaptic signaling
Cellular component (GO): plasma membrane
Molecular function (GO): protein binding; zinc ion binding
Source: RefSeq, a predicted model, not a curated record
UCAGCAGCCGGCCUUCGCGCGCUGCGGCCGCGCUGUCUCCGGGUGUCUCCUGACUGCUCGUGGAGUGUCUCCGAGUGUCUCCGAGUGUCUCCGAGUGUCUCCGAGUGUCUCCUGGAGUGUCUCCGAGUGUCUCCCGACUGCUCGUGGAGGGCGCUGGCCGCAGGGUUAUGGCCUCCCCGCCCUCCCCGCGUCAGCAGCUGCAGCACGCCAUGCAGAUGGUGGCAGACAACUGGCACAAUGAACGCGAAGAUGUGCAGAAGAAAACGUUUGCCAAGUGGAUAAAUUCACAGCUAUUGAAGAUCUCGCACCCGCCCGUGGAGGACCUGUUCGCCGACCUGCAGGAUGGCAACAAGCUGCUGGCGCUGCUGGAGGUGCUCACGGGCAAGCAAUACAAAAGAGAAAAAGGCAAAAUGCGUGUUCACCAUCUCAACAACGUAAACAAGGCGCUUCAGAUUCUGGAACAAAACAAUGUAAAGCUGGUCAACAUUAGUAACAACGACAUUGUUGAUGGCAAUCCAAAACUGACAUUAGGUUUGGUGUGGAGUAUUAUACUACAUUGGCAGGUGCAUUUCCACUUAAAGGACUUGAUGUCAGAUUUGCAACAGACGAAUCUAGAAAAGACUCUUUUGGCGUGGUGCCGACAAAAUACCAAAGAAUAUCCAGGAGUGGAUGUAAAGAACUUUACAACAUCAUGGUCUGAUGGAUUGGCAUUUAACGCCCUGAUACAUCGGUGGAGGCCGCACUUGUUUGACUUCAACAACAUCGCGAGGAAACACCCGAACGCCCGCCUGGAACAUGCAUUCCGCACGGCCCAGGAGCAUCUGGGUAUCGAAAGACUUCUGGAUCCUGAAGAUGUGAACACAUCUGUACCAGACAAGAAAUCAAUCAUGAUGUAUGUCAUGUGCCUUUUCCAAUCACUUCCUCAUUCCGAAAUGGAUGUCAGCAACCUGGAUUUAUCCAUACAUUCUGACUCCAGUUCCAUAGCGUCUCCAGGAGUGGAGGGCGAGACGCAGCAGCGGCCGCUCAGCCUGGCCACCAACGUGUCGGUGGAGCUGGGCGGCUACCAGGUGGCGCUGGAGGAGGUGCUGGCGUGGCUGCUGGAGGCCGAGGACACGCUCAGCCACUCCGAGCUGUCCGCGGACAGCCUGGACGCCGCCAAGCAGCAGUUCCACUCGCACGAGGGGUUCCUGCUGGAGCUGUCCGGACACCAGGAGGGCGUGGGAGCCGUGCUGGAGGAGGGAGCACGCAUGCUGGCGGAGGGCGGUCUGACCCGGGACGAGGAGGAUGAGGUCCGGGUGCAGAUGAGACUGCUCAACUCCCGCUGGGAGAACCUUCGCGUCAAGGCAAUGGAGAGGCAAACCAAGAUCCACGAGGCGCUGAUCGCGCUGCAGCAGCAGCAGCUGGGCCGGCUGCGGCAGUGGCUCACGGCCACCGAGGACCGCAUCUCGCGCCUGGCGGACGCAACGCCUGACCGCGCGAGCCUGGGCUCCCAGCUGGAGCAGCACGGGGCCCUGCAGCGAGACCUGCAGCAGCAGCAGCACGUGGUGGACGAACUGUCCCACAUGGUGGUGGUGGUGGACGAGGCCGGCUGCGACAGCGCGUACUCGCAGAUGGAAGACCAGCUGACGGCGCUGGGCGAGCGCUGGGCCCACAUCUGCCAGUGGACGGAAGAGCGCGGGGCCCGCCUGCAGGAGCUCAGUGACAAGUGGCAGCACGUCACGGAUGAGCACCAGAGACUCCAGGCGUGGCUGGACGAGAAGGAGGCCGUGCUCAAGCAGAUGGAAGUGAACCCCGCGUCCGAGAUCGGCCAAGUGCUGGAUCGCAUCAAGAAGUUGCAGGUUCUGAAACACGAGAUGGACGCACAACAGAAGAAGCUGUCCGGCCUGCAGGACUCCGCCCAGGAACUCCUCUCCGGGACGUCAGAGGGAGCUGAUAUCCUGGAGAAGCUGGAGUUCCUGCAGGACCGCUGGGAUGCUCUGUACCAGAUCAUGGAAGUUCAGGGACAGCGAAUAUCCAGCUCUGGGUUUGAGUUCAGCCUGUCGUCCUCGCCGAGUGAAACCAGUAGCACCGUGACACUGGCCGAUCCCGACGGUCAGUGGGAAAAGCACGAAACUUUGAUGACGAUUGCAAGUCAAGAGGUGUCGUCGCACGGCGGGCGCAAGAAGCGGCGCGUGGGCUCGGCGGCGCGGCUGGACUUCGAGACGGCGGCCGCGCAGCUGGGCAGCUGGCUGCAGCAGGCGGAGCGCAGCCUCGCGCCGGGGGAGGGGGCCUCGCUGGAGGAGCAGCGGGCCGUGCUGGAGGACGCGGAGGGCGAAGCACGGAGCCGCGAGGCAGAGCGGGAGCGCGUCGCCGGCCUGGGCAGGACGCUCAUCGCGGAGAUGCAGAGCGAGGGCCAGCCGACGGGCGACGAGGAGGCCAGGCUGCGAGAGCUCCAGCAGCGCUGGGACGGGCUGCUGGCGAGUCUGCAGCAGCGACGGAGGCGGCUGGACUUCCUGCAGCGGAGGAGGCUGCUGUACGCGGAGCUGGGCGGCCUGGAGCAGGUGUACCAGGGCUACCACACGUGGUGGGAGGCGGCCAGGGGCGCGUCACCCUCUCCCGGCACUGCCAACCAGCUGCUGGAGCAGUGCAGGGUGAAAAUAAAGUCAAUGAAGUCCCAUGAUGAGCGUAUAGGGGAGUUGAAGAAGAGAGCAAGAGAGCUAUGCAGCAGUGAGGGGGUUGAAAGUGAUGCAGAAACCAUCAACGCAGACGUGAACAACUUUGUGGAGCGCUGGAGUGAACUAUUGCUAAGGCUGGCGGAGAGGCAGACGGAGCUGAGCAGCGCGGUGGACCGUACCCCGCCCCAGAAGUACCUGGAGGCCAUGGCGGCUCUCAUGAGCUGGGUGCACAGCGUGGAGGGAGUGUUGUUGUCGGAGCACGCGGUCGUCUCUGACGUCGCCUCCAUGGAGCAGCAGCUGCACAAGUUCCAAGAGCUCCAGAAGACCAUAGAGGAGCAGCAGAGCAGCUUCCAGUACGUGAACCUCACGGGCCAGGAGCUGAUCCGGAAGUCCUCGGGCGAGGGCCCGGUCCAGCGCCUCCAGGAGGAGCUCCGGGACCUGAACACCCGCUGGAGCGACAUUCCAGUCAUCCUGGAGGAGCGCCAGAGCAACCUGGCCAGAGACAUUGAGCUGGUGAGGAAGUUCCAGGAGGAAGUGAGCAGCCUGAACUCCUGGCUGAAGGAGGUGGAAGUGUUUCUGCAUGCCGAGGAGGGCGUUCCCGUGGGAGACACAGACACCCUGGAAGCUCAGCUGGAGCAGUCCAACGCUCUUCAAGAUGACGUCAAGAUGCUGCAGACGAACGUGUCGAAGAUCGAGCGGACCGCUCUGAAGCUGCUGGAGAACGCGGAGCCUGGCUUCCACGACGACCUGAAGUCCCAGCUGGACGUGCUCUUGAAGAAGUGGCGAGAGGUCGUGGAAGAUUCCAGGCAGCACAACCGCCAGCUUCAAGAAGCUCUUCACAAAACUAAAAAAGCGGUGAGCGGAGUGGAGGAGCUGACGGCUUGGCUCAGCAGGCUGGAGGAGGGGGUCCCCGCUUCGCCCAGCGUCGCCUCAUCCACGGAGCUGUUCCAGCUCAAAGCCAGAUACCACACGCUCAAGGACAAAGUGGACAGCAAGACUCAGCAGUUCCGCAGUCUCAACGAGAUGGGCAACGACCUGCUGCUGAGCAGCGAGAGCCCGUCGGUGCAGGAGCUGGCUCGGAGGUUCACUCAGCUCAACGCCAGGUGGAGCCAAGUCACCGACACCAUUUACGACAAGCACAAGAUGCUCAAGGAAGCCUCGCACCUCUACGGUGAAUUCAGAGCCUUAGUUGCCCAAGAAAUGGACUGGCUGGACAAACUAGAGAAGAAGCUGAGGAAAUCUCCAAAGUCAGCAGCUGAUGCAGAGGAAAUAUCAGAGGAAUUAGAUGACCUGGAGAACUACCUGCGCAACCACCCGGAGACGCGGCUGGGCAAGAUCCAGGAGAUAGGCAGGCAGCUGGUGGACCACGCCAUCAUGCCUCAGGCCGUGCAGUCGGACGUGGAGGGUGUGUCCCAGAGGUGGGCCCAGCUGAGCCAGCAGGCUAGGGACCGCACCUUGUUGCUUGAGGGGUCCGUCCAAGAGGCUCAGCUCUCGGAGGGCCAGAUCCUCGACGUCCAGGCGUGGGUGACUCACGUAGACGCGCUACUAACUGCACGUGUCGAGAGCGACCUGACGGCCGAGGACUUGCCGGACGAUGACCAGAGACUGGUGGAGGAGUUUGAGACGCAGCAGAGCACGCUGAAGGAGAUGGAGGCCCAGGUGAACACGUACGAGUCCGCCGGCAAGCAGGAGGCCGCCGCCCGACUCCAGGAGCAGAUGAUACUGCUGCAGAAGCGUUUCAGCGAGGUGCAUUCCAAGUUUCAAAAGUUCCGGUCGCCCGGCAACCUGGAGCCGCGCCUGUCGCGGGCGCUCCGAGAGCUGCGGAGCGUGGAGGAGGCGACCUGCCUUCUGGAGCUGGCCUCAGAGGACCCGGAGGCCAUCGAGGGGCAGCUCAAGCACUGCAUGAGGUUCUAUCACACUCUGAGUGACAUCAAGGGUGAAGUGGAGGACAUAAUAAAGACCGGACGGAAGCUCGUUGAGGAUGAGGCCGUCGCAGACACUCAGAGGUUCACAGCACGCAUCGACAUGCUGAAGGAACUCUACAAUAAGCUGGGGGCACAAGUGACGCAGGCCAAGGGCUCGCUUGAUGUCGCUCUGGAGGCGUGUCGCGGCAUGAGCACGGACAUCCCGGCCCUGAACGCGUGGCUGGACGGCGUGGAGAGUCAGCUGGAUGAGCAGGAGCUGACCGGGGGCGUGGUCGAUCUGGAGCCGCAGAUCCGCUUCGUGAAGAAAUGCUUGGACCACGACUUGCCAGAUCGAUCUGCGUUAAAGGAUGGCAUAAGCUCCUCGUAUAAAACAUUUUCUUCACUGUGUGAAUCUGCUUACAUAGAAGCGUUGAAGGACAGAGUUGAUGAUUUAAUGAAGAAAUGGGACAGGAUUGAAGCAAGACUAAACAAUUCCUUAGCCAGCCUGGAAAAGGAGUGUGAUGAUAUCGCAAGAGCCAAGCAUGAAGAAUUUACUCGUUCCUUGGAGGAGAUAAAUGAAUAUCUUCAGGAAACUGAGGAUUUUGUCAACAAAUUAGACUCAAUGGAACCAUCCAAACUUACAGAAGAUUAUUUAGUGGAAUGCAAGGAGCUGCAGGCGGACAUGCGGGCGCGCGAGAGCCGUGUGCACGCACUGCGUGACCUGGCCGCGCAGCUCUCCGAGGGCCAGCAGCCGCUCAUCGCGCUGGACCGCCGCUGGGGCGAGCUGCUGCGGCGAGUGCACGACUGGACUGAGAGAGAGGUUGCUUUGCCCCAGACGCCGUCGCACACUCAGUCGGACCCGACAGCGGCAGAUCAGAAACCACUGGCAGAGAGUAGGGGGAGAGAGCCAGGGGAAACUGCUUCUAACGUUGUAAACGAGUUUGGUGCAGUGAAACCGAGCGGAUUGCUUUCAGUAGUCAGUGAAGAUGUAAGCGCACAGUUCCACCCUCACGCUGCCCCAGUCGUGCCCUUGUCUGGCGGUGACGAGCCCAUGGACGUUGACUGCUUCGGUUACUCGAAUCCCGCGUUCGAGGAUUUGCAGCCGAAGGAAGCAGCCGGCACUGAGCAGACAACGGAGACGGGAAUGGAUCUUGUUAGCGUUGUUCGUAGAAGCAGCAUUACCUCUCGCACCCAGGAUAACGAUGCUGUCAUGUCGACGGUAAGCGAUAAGAUAUUACUUUCUCCGGUUUCUCGUGAGAACGUGGCGUUUCCAAGUAAUUUCCCAGACCUAGUUCAGGUCACCAGGAUGAAGGAAUCGUUGCCAGAUGCUCGGUCGGAAGCCGGCACGGAUGAGAACGGGGAAAGGCAAGCAGGUGCGGACGUGAGCCCGAGGGAAGACGACACCUUCUUGCUGGCCCAGAGCAGCGCGCUGUUCUCCCAAGUGUCGACGAACACGCUGGUGCCGCGAGGCGAGGAGGGGGACCCGUGCCAGGUGGUGGAGGUGAAGGAGAGGGAGAUCGCGAAGGCCGUGCCCGCGGAGAGGGUGGUGUACCCCUGCACCAGCAUCAAGGCCACGGUGCACUUCGGGCCGCAGACCGUGGAGAUGGUGGAGAUCGUGGAGGACUUCGAGGCGGAGGAAGAGCCCUCGCCGGCCGCCGGCGCGGACGACGAGAGCGCGGACACGGACACCGUGGUCCGCAGGAAGAGACCGGAGCACAAGUCCUUGAGCGAUGAGGAGAUCAUCAGGGUGAGUGACCAGAGUGCCGUGCACGCGCUGCUAACAGAGAGUGUCGACCUGCUGAGGAAGUCCCCUCCCAAGUUAUCGCUUACUUUCCACGGUAACGGCAUGCGUGUGUCUCCCGCCACGCCCCCUCCCACCCCUGCCGCCCUCCCCGACGAGUCCGUGCCGGCGGUCUUUGCCCGCGCCUCCGGGACGGAUCGGCACGAGAGUGGUUGGUCGGACUGUUUGCCGGCCGUGCCCAAGAGGACCAAGUUCAACCCACCGAGAGAACCACUCGAAAAGAAAGCCGAGUGUGACGUGUCAGAGCCACGUGUUAUAACUGGCAGCGUGAGAUACGGUAAGGAUGACUCGAAACGGGAAGAGUCGACAGAAGAGGACGGCAGCUUCUACGGCAGCGACAAGGAUACCGAUGAUGUCGUCGAGUUCUCCGAGGACAGCGAACCUUUGUUUUGUGCGGACAGCUCGAGCUCGGAAGACGAGUUGCCCCUGGGUCACCUGGUCAGUCGUCACUUGGACAAGGCCAUUCUGUCGUCACGGAAGGAAGCGGUUGCCCCGAAGCCGCGGGAGCGUCUCCAAGCCGGAGGGCAGAGGGCGAGGCAGGACGCCUCCCGGGCCUCGCUGCCGGGGCCUCUCGCCCGAGACAUUGCCGAGUUCGAGCACGCCUCCCAGCAGAUGCUGAGGCACAUGGACGCCAUGCUGCUCACCGUCAACGCCGUCACCAGCGAGAGAGACCCGGGCAAGCGACUGGAGGUUCUGGAGCGGGAGAUGAGCUUCCUGGCCCCCGACGUGGCGACGCUCAUCAGCCGGGGCGACGGCCUGGUGCUGACUGUGCACUCCAGCGACCCCGAGCGAGCGGGCCAGCUCAAAGAGGCCACCCAGGACCGACUGCGCAGCAAGUGGCAGCAGGUGAAGGCUGACGCUGAGGUGAGGAAGACAGAAGCCCAGCAGGCAGAAGAGAAGCUGAAGGCCUUCAACAGUCUAGUGGAUGAGCUGGAAGCUUGGCUGAGGGACAUCAAGUGCAAAGUAGAGCAGGCAAAUAAUGACGACGGCCAACUGCAGCUGCUGCAGGAGGACAUCCAGCGGAAGCAGCAGCAGACGGAGAGCUUGCGGGAGAAGGCGGCGGAGCUGGAGGGACUCCGUGUGGGCCACAACCGCGCGGCGGUGCCGACCAUCGUCAGCAAGUGGGCCGGAGUGCACAGCCACCUGCAGCACUUCCGCACUGACAAGCAGCUCCCGGGGGACAAGCUGGAUGUCGGGGGCUCGCAACCCGCGGACUUCGUGGCUCGGGUCAACAAGGUGCGGGAAGCAGUGUCCUGCAUCUCCCGGCAGCUCAGCUCCUUCCCGCUCGGCGGCCGAGACUACGAGUCCUUCCCCGCCCAGGAGGAAGCCCUGAUGAAAGUGAAGGAGGCUCUGAACAGCCUGAAGCCGAGCGUGGACGAAGUGGAGUACGACAGAGACAGGGUGAUGAAGACUGCUCGGCUGGAGCAGGGCGACAGAGUGCGGCGAGUGGUCGACAAGCUGCGGGAAGAGUGGUCGCAGGCCAAUCGGGCCUGUGUCGACAGGCAAACUCGCUGGAUGCGCUGCAUGGAGACGUGGCGGGAGUUGCAUAGCAACUGUGAGGCCUUUAGUGAGUGGCUGAGUUCAGCAGAGGCUCUAGUAACUGAGUGGCAGUCUGCUGAGCUGCCUCUGCCCCAGGCCAAGGCCAAGCAGAAGGAGCUGGAGAAGCAGGUCACCAUGAAGCACAGGUUGAUGAGUAAUAUUGGUGUGGCGUGCCGUGAAAUUAUGAGCCGCUCUGCUGGGACAAACAACUCUGGUGUGCAAAGCUUGGUGGACGGUUUACGAGCUCGAUGGCAGGUCAUUCUAGCUGAGCUCACUACGAGAAGAGACAGGAUUGCUGCGUUGGAGGCAUCUGCCAAGUUGAAAGACAACGGCUCCAACGUCCUUGAAUCCUCUCGAGUUCUCCUGGACCAGGUGAAAGUCUUGCUGGGGUCAGCGGCCAACUCUUCGGAUGAUUCUUCUUUGCUGACUCGCCUCAACAGUGUCAAGGCCCAGGAGCAGCAGCUGGCGGCGAGGAGGCCCGACGUGGAGGCAGCGGCACGGUCCAGGCAGCCGGCACUCUCCGGCACGGCCCAGGGCGUGCUUGCCGACAUGUCCCAGGCGGCAGCAGCGUUGUCGUCACACCGGGAGUACAUAGAGUGUAAGCUGUCAUCGUUGAAGAAGUACGUUGGCAACUUGGAUGCUGUCAUUGUGUGGGUUAUGGAAACCAAGACACGAAUCAACAUCAGCAAGGAACUCCCUGACAAAGAAAGGAAAAAAGUCAUUGAUAGCAUCAUGGAUUCUGUACUGGACCAUGAAACAGAAGUGAAAGAAGUUUUGGAAAAUUUCACCAACUUGGAGAAAGAAUGCGAAGCCACAAAACAACCUGUCUCUGUCGAACUACAGGAGAAGAUCAAGAAGCUGCGGGAGGACUGGCAGUUUGUGAAGAGCAGAGGGGAGCCGGGCCCGGGCAGCCUCGAGGCUCCGCCGGCGGCAGCAGUGACCGAGGCAGCGGCGAGCUCGUCUCCGCUGCAGGCGGGGGCCGCGACACCUCGCAGCGUCUCAGAGUCGUCGCGACAGUCGCCGGCCUCGGAGUCCCGCAGCGUGCGCUCUGUGCGCGUCCAGACGCCUCCCGCCGGCCCCACGGCGCUGCUGGCCAGCUUCGACAAGUCCAUCCUGCAGAUCCGUGAUUGGCUGACCCUGGAAGAGGAGAUGCUGCGACAGCAGACGGUCGUCGUGGGGAAUGUGGACGACAUCCUCCAGGUCCUGGAGAAGCAAAAGAACGUGCUGCGCGAGCUGGAGCAGAAGAAGCCGCAGCUGGACGAGCUGGUGCACACCGCAGAGAACCUCAAGGCAGACUCCAACCGCCAGCAGCUGCACGGCAAAGCCCGAAACUCAGACGCGCUCUGCGAGCCGGCCUUGUCUCACCUGCGGACCUGUCUCAAAGUGACGAAGCUGCGUGAGCACUGGGACGAGACCAACGCCAAGGUGCUGCAGCGCAAGUCGCAGCUGGACGCCAUGUUGUCGGACAGCCAGCGCUACGAGGCCAAGCGGCAGGAGGUGGAGGCGUGGCUGGCGCGCAUGGAGGCGCGCCUGGAGCGCAUGGGCGCCCAGGGACACACCGCAGACGUGCUGGAGGCGCAGCUGCGCGAGCAGAAGUCGUUCCACGCGGAGCUGCACCAGUACAAGCACCACAUCGAGCUGUUCAACCAGCUGACACAGAAGCUCAUAGCGGUGUACCAGCAGGACGAUACCUCCCGGGUCAAGAAGAUGACGGAGGCCAUCAACCAGCGAUACAACAGCCUCAACACCAGUAUCGUCAACCGCGGCAAGCUGCUGCACUCUGCCAUGAACUCGCUGCACAACUUUGACCGGUCGCUGGACAAGUUCCUGGCCUGGCUGUCGGAGGCGGAGAGCUCGCUGGAGUGCGUGGAGGCGGAGGCUGACCGCCUGGGCGGGCGGCGGGACCAGGGGGCGCUCCGGCAGCCGCUGCACCAGCUCAAGGACCUGCAGUCGGAGAUCGAGACGCACCGCGAUGUGUUCUCGUCGCUCAACGGCACGGGCCGCAAGCUGCUCAGCAGCCUGGCGUCGCAGGACGACGCCGUCAUGCUGCAGCGGCGCCUGGACGAGAUGAACCAGCGCUGGCACCACCUCAAGGCCAAGAGCAUGGCCAUCAGGAACCGGCUGGAGAGCAACGCCGAGCACUGGAACGCGCUGCUGCUGUCGCUGCGGGAGCUGAUCGAGUGGGUGAUCCGCAAGGACACGGAGCUGACGGGACUGGCGCCCAUCGGCGGCGACCUGGCCUGCCUGCAGAAGCAGCAGGACGACCACCGCGCGUUCCGCCGCCAGCUCGAGGACAAGCGACCCGUGGUGGAGAACAACCUGCUGAGCGGACGCCAGUACGUGGCCAACGAGCCGCCGCUGUCCGACACCAGCGACAGCGAAGCGGGGCGAGAGCUGGAGGGCGACUGUCGCGGCUACCGCUCGGCGGAGGAGCAGGCGCGCGAGCUGACACGCAGCAUCCGGCGCGAGGUCAACAAGCUGUCCGAGAAGUGGAACAGCCUCAUAGACCGCUCCGACCAGUGGCAGCGCAAGCUGGAUGACAGCCUGGGGAAAAUGAGGCUGUUCCAAAAGAACCUGGAUGACCUGUCCAGUCGCAUCGCGGCCGCGGAGGCCAUGAAGAGCAGCUGGAAGUCUCCGACCGACCUGCGGGAGAUCGGCGAGAUGCUGGAGCAACUGCAGAAACUAGGAGAGCGUCUCGGGCCGAUACAGAGGACAGUCGAAGAUGUGAACGAUCAGGCUGCCGCAUUCACCUCGAACAACGUGCUAGUGUCACAUAUCAACCUGAACAAACUAGAAGAACUUAACACAAGGUGGAAACUCCUGCAGAUAGCGGUGGACGACCGAUACAAGCAGCUCAACGACUUCGGGAAGGAAGGAGCCCCACCGAACCAGGGGUUCCUGUCCGUGUCGGUGGAUCAGCCGUGGGAAAGAGCAAUCACUGCAAACAAAGUGCCUUAUUAUAUUAAUCAUCAGUUGGAGACCACCCACUGGGACCACCCAAAAAUGAUAGAACUUAUGAACUCUCUCUCCGAUCUCAACGAAGUGAGAUUCUCAGCUUACAGGACUGCCAUGAAACUUCGCACUGUCCAAAAACAAUUGUGUUUGGACCUGGUGAACAUGUCUGUCGCCAUCGAAUCGUUUGACUCUCACGGACUGCGAGCGCAGAACGACAAGCUGAUAGAUGUCCCCGACAUGGUCACAGUCCUGGCGUCCACGUACGAGUCGGCAGCCCCGGACAACCCUACGCUUGUAAAUGUUCCUUUAUGUGUCGAUAUGGCAAUCAACUGGCUGCUCAACGUUUACGAUAGUCAACGCACAGGCCAAAUACGUGUGCUGUCGUUCAAAGUUGGACUUGUUUUACUGUGUAAAGGACACCUGGAUGAUAAAUAUAGAUACUUGUUCCGGCUGAUCGCGGACCCGAACCGCCUGGUGGACCAGCGGAAGCUGGGGCUGCUCCUCCACGACUGCAUCCAGGUGCCUCGGCAGCUGGGCGAGGUGGCGGCGUUCGGAGGUUCCAACAUCGAGCCGUCGGUGCGAAGCUGCUUCGAGAAGGCCGGCAAGGAUAAAGCUUAUAUCGAGGCAAUACACUUCCUGAACUGGCUGCAGCAGGAGCCCCAGAGCAUGGUGUGGCUGCCUGUGCUGCACCGUCUGUCGGCUGCAGAGACGGCCAAGCAUCAGGCCAAGUGCAACAUCUGCAAGGAGUACCCCAUCGUCGGCUUCCGAUAUCGUUGCCUGAAAUGUUUCAAUUUUGACAUGUGCCAAAAUUGUUUCUUCUCUGGUCGGAAAGCCAAGAACCACAAGCUUACGCACCCAAUGCAGGAAUAUUGUACAGCAACGACGUCCGGGGAAGACGUGCGGGACUUCACGCGCGCGCUCCGCAACAAGUUCAAGUCGAAGCGCUACUUCAAGAAGCACCCGCGGGUGGGCUACCUGCCCGUCCAGACGGUGCUGGAGGGCGACGCCCUGGAGAGCCCCGCCCCCUCCCCUCAGCACUCCACCCUCAGUCAGGACAUGCACUCCAGACUAGAAAUGUACGCAUCGCGGCUGGCAGAGGUGGAAUUGCGCACCCGGAGUAAUUCCACCCCUGACUCUGACGACGAGCACCAGCUGAUAGCGCAGUACUGCCAGUCGCUGAACGGAGGAGACAGCGUCCCGGUGCCGCGCAGCCCGGUGCAGAUCAUGGCGGCCAUCGACGCGGAGCAGCGGGAGGAGCUGGAGGCCAUGAUCCGGGAGCUGGAGGAGGAGAACGCCGGCCUGCAGGCGGAGUACGAGCGCCUGCGCUCCAAGCAGACGCCCGGCUCCACGCCCGAGGAGCUCGGCCUGGCCCCUCGGCCCCACGACAGCGACCUGCUGGCCGAGGCGAAGCUGCUGCGCCAGCACAAGGGGCGGCUGGAGGCCCGCAUGCAGAUCCUGGAGGACCACAACCGCCAGCUCGAGGCUCAGCUGCAGAGGCUUCGGCAGCUGCUGGACGAGCCGAGCUCGGGGUCCCCCUCCAAGACUGGAACGUUGCAGACCCGGUCCGUGACGGCUUCUCAGCUCGCAACCGACUCGCCUGCGAAAAUAAACGGCCACUAUCACGACGGAGGAAGUGCUCGCUGGGCGGACGGCGGUGCCCGGCCCCCUCCCCCGCCCGUCUCGCACGGCGGGGCGGCCCCCCCUCCCCCGCCCCCGGCCGGCACCGGGCAGAGCGUGGGCAACCUGCUGCACAUAGCAGGAGACCUGGGGCGAGCCGUCAGCGAGCUAGUGACGGUGAUGACGGACGACCAGCGAUCGGCCACGCCCAGCGACGAAGAGACCCCCCCUCCACCCGCAAGAUACAACCCCAAAUAGGGGUUUUAUAUUCCAUAACAAGUUCCUUGCCAGCGUAACCUUUCAAAUGGCAACAGACACAGAUGGUAAAACAUUCUGAGACAGUUUUUACAAGAAAAUAACAGUGCUUUGCAUUCCAGAAGAGACUUUUCAUAACAAUACUAGAGGCAAGAUCAUGUGGUGAAAAAUUAUAAAACCAUUCAUUAUGUCUGUAACAAAAUUAUGAGUUAAGCAAAACUAUAUCAGUCCAAGUUACAAGUUUCUAAAUGCUACACAUACCCAAAAAUCUACCUAAUUGCUUUUUUUUUAUAGUUGUCUCUCUAAUUAUAAUUAAAACAUUAAAACAACUGCUUUCCCCUUUCCCCUUAAAACACUAUGUAUAUCAAGGCCAUGCACUUUUGAUGCAUAAGUAAAAUAUCCUGCUUGCAUUAUAGUAAGAGUGGAAUUAUUGUACGGAAAUCAUUAUUUAUGUUGGUAUGCUCAUUUAAUAUUUUUACUUUUCGCAACCUUUUUUUAUGAAGUUCCAUAAUGCGAGCGAGAAGGAAAAAAAACUGCCAGGAAACAUGUUAAUUAAUUUCAUUUAAAGUUUAUUGUGGUGAAAAAUCCACCUGAAUAUUUGGAAGUUACAAUAUACUUCCAAUCAUUGCAAGCGAGUUGGAAGAAAAAAUAGACUAAUGUAUACAAAAUAAAAAUAAUGUAAAUUGACCAGGCCUACUCCAAUACUUGAUUUAUGCUGAGUUGUACGAGAAGGUAAUUUUUUUUUCCACUAUUAAAAUGUUUUCUUUAAUGUUCAUGCUAUAAACAUAUAUUCUACAGUAUACGCCCAAUUAUCCGGGUGUGGGUUAUUCUGUUUGUGGGUUAACCAUGCCAUAUUUCACAUUCAUAAACCAUUAAAAAAAAAAAUAUUAAGGAAUUUUUAUUUUCGUGCGUGCACACUGUCAAUGGUACCUGUUUAGCAUUAAAUACAAUGCAAUGAAUUAGUAAUUUAAACGAAUAAUGUGGCGAAGCAACAAAUAUUUUUCUCUUGUCUCAAUAGCUAUUUGCUUCGUUUAUUGCAUAAUUAUUUCUGACGAUGCCCAAGUGUUGUGUAAAUGUUUAUAUUCAGCCAUCCUGCAUGUUAACAGCAGCUCUGGAGAGAAAAGCCAGAAGCUUUUAGAGCUAGUUUGCCUUGCGCCACUACGAUGAACUAGUGGCAAAUUGUGGCAGACACGCAUUUAGUAAAAAUCAGAGUCGGGAAUUACGUUAACAGGUUAAAAUAUCUGUUUAAUAAUAGAAAAUAUUAAGUUUAUCUGUUUAAAAUUCUCUUUGGAAUUAAAAAAUAUCUCUUAUACCAAUAACAUUAUUAUUUUGUAACUCAGAAAUGUUGGUAGCAUCUACAUAGGAAAAACAAAACGUUAUGCUCAAGCCCUGUGAUCUAAACAAUGCAGUUCAUGAAUUUUUAUAUUUAUGUUGUUUAAUCUCAAAAUGUUACUGUACUCAACAUUUAUUUAAAUAUACUCCAAAUGUAUUUAGAUAUAUAUUUGCACUGUAAUUUAAUUUUAACAGGAGUAGUGUCUUGAUUCAAUUGGUAGUCAGGAAGCAUACUUAGCCUACCUGUUUGAAAAAUGAAUUGUUUUGAUUAAAAUACUCUCUUAUGGAAAAAACACAUUUGACUGCGCUGUUUUGAUUAACAUUCUGUUUUACUGGAACAAAUCAGGGUUUUAAAGUAUUUUUCUAGAUAGUUUGGAUGAAAAAAUUGUAAUCAGUUUAUUUUUUGACAUUGCUUUAACCAUGUUUUUCGGUUAUCCGUGGACCCUUUGCCAAUCAUUACACCGGAUAAUCGGGAGUCUACUGUAUUAAUCUAAUGGUCAAAGGUUAUAUUAAGAAUUCCCAUGUGCAAGUGCAAAGCUGUAGAAUGAACAUUUACAUGCAGUACAUAGAUAAAUUGUUAAAAUUUUAAAUGGGGGGAAGGCUGUUGUUGUGUUAACUGCUAUGUCAUUAGAGAUGGAAAAAAAUUGUCAAUAUAGGUAGAAACCUAUUAAGUUUAAAAAAUAAAUGGUUCAGCAUCAGCUUGCACCAUUUUACCAUAUCAUCUUGCCUCUGUAUGCAAUUGUAACGAGAAGGUUUACAAGACCAAGCUACUAUCCUUCAUAUCUUAUAGGUGAUACAUUUAGUUGCACUCUUGUCAGGUAGAAAUGAAUAUUCUUCUGUCAUCAAGUUGUUACUGUACAGUAGUUACGUAUUUGAAUUACUUUAAUAAUGUUUCAGAAAUGGGUGAGGACAUUUGUGUUUUGAAGAAUAAGAAGAAAAUAUAAAGGAGAAUUUUGGCACAAGUCAUAUCACACAAACAUAUAAAGAACUUACAUGCACCUCAGGCAUGCAAAUGUAAACAUAUCGGUAUGGAGAAAUCCAGAAGAAAGUGUGUAAUGUUUUUAGAAGUAUGGGGGAAAUACUUAUAAAUGUUCAAAACAAAAUCAAUUUUGUCUAAGACAAUGCAAGUAAGCAUGCCGUAUUAACAUACCAUUAAUGAAGUAGUUUAAAAAUGUACAAAACGUGUGCUUUUGUUUUUAAGUCGUAAUUAAAAAUAUAAAAGAAAAACACUUUGUGCUACAAGGAGCGCGUGCUUGGUGCUUCUGUGUCAAGCAAACCAAUUUUUGUUUUAAAGAUGAUAAGUUCAUCAACUAUGGGCACACAUAUCUUUCUCUUUGUACCAUGUGAAACAAAGUAUUUACUGUUUUUUUUUUUUAGGUUAGAUUAAAGAAAAACUUGUAUUACUACUUCAAUUAGUUAUUUUUAAAACCUACAUUAUGUAUUGAGAGAAGAGAAAUUAUCAUUGUCUUUCAUCUUUUUUAUUCAUAAACUGACUGUAGGUGAACACUUUUCAACUUGUUACAAAUGUAAUAAUCAUGGGUAAUCUUGUUAGCAUAUUUCUAGUUUCGUACAAUAAUUACCUAACUUUACGGUGGGGCUCCAACACCAGCAAUAGUCUGUGUGUAGAAAACGAAAGUUGUUAAUAAAAUUAAUUACGAAUACUGA